This is a messenger RNA of Drosophila biarmipes, 441 nucleotides long. RefSeq lists its product as uncharacterized. Bases 19 to 192 code for a protein of 57 amino acids. Lineage: Eukaryota; Metazoa; Arthropoda; Insecta; Diptera; Drosophilidae. The transcript has a single exon. The record is from RefSeq and is a predicted model, not a curated record.
CCUUCGAUCUGUCUCAAGAUGAAACGACUGUUUGUUGUGCUCUGCCUGAUCUUUCUGCUGCCCCUUUUGAUGGCGGAAAAUCCACCAGUUCAGAUUCCUGCUGCAAAUCGAGGAAAAGUGCCGAAAACUGUGCCUCAACAGGCUGGAACAGUGGGAUCACGCACCCUGGAGAGUCUGAAGGGGCUGGGAUAGGAGGUCAAGCAGUUAGAGGAUUAUUUUUAAAAAAUGUUGAAUGAAUUUAAAAGUGCUUUAUAAAAUAUUAAUAUGUUGAUUCUUAGAAACCCCUUAAAAAUAUGUUAAGCCUUAACUCAGGAAAUUAAUAUAAUUAUAAUAAAUCAGAAGGGUGUUUGUGGGAGUAUCAUAAAAUAUAUAUAAUAUAAUAUAUAUUUUAUAUAAUAUUAUAAAUAAAUUUAAAAAGUGUUGAUUAUAAAUUUGAGACCG